CCACGCGCCACUCGCCUAGUCUGAAACCAAACCGACACGCUCUGUUUUUCCUUCGCUCCUACGAUUUCACCUCUCAUAAAUAUCCCCGACUCUGUUCUUCAACAUUUCAAUCAAAUCCUUCACUCCGAUCAUCUCAAUCAUUUCGAAAUCCAUCCAUGGCUUCUUCAAAUCCACAACCCACUUCUUCUUCUUCUUCUUCAUCCUCCCUUUAUCCCUCCAUCGACAUGAAAGACCUCGCCGAAAAUCUCUUUCCCGACGAAGACCCCCCUGUUUCCGGCCACAAACACCCCGACUCCUCCGAACAAGUCCUCGUUCAGAUUCCAGGCGCCAUAGUCCAUUUAAUUGAAAGACAAAACAGCAUCGAACUCGCUUCCGGCGAGUUCUCAAUCGUCGGUCUCAGCCAAGGGAACAACGUCGUCGCUGUACUCGCUCGUAUUGGCGAUGAGAUUCAAUGGCCAUUAGCCAAAGAUGAAGCCGCUGUAAAACUCGACGAUUCUCACUAUUUUUUCAUUCUCAGCGUUCCUUCAAAUGGGUCAUCCGGAAAUCACGAACCCGAAAUGUUGAAAUACGGCCUGACCUUUGCGUCAAAAGGGCAGGAAGAUCGAUUGAAGGAAUUGGAUCGGAUAUUAGAUCAGUACAGUUGUUUUUCCGUUCAGAAAGUGGAGUCAGAGAAGUGGGAGGUGUUAGACGGAUCAGUCUCGAAGGAAAUCUCGCCGGAAGAUAUGGCGACGUCUGAGGAGAAAAGGGAGUUACUAGAAGAGAGAUCUGCUGCUUAUUGGACGACAUUGGCGCCGAACGUCGACGAUUACAGCGGAAAAAUCGCACGGCUGAUUGCGGCGGGAUCGGGACAGGUGAUUAAGGGGAUUUUGUGGUGUGGGGAUGUAACUGUGGAUCGAUUGAAUUGGGGGAAUGAGUAUAUGAAGAAGCGGAUGGGACCUCGUUCUGAUGCAGAGAUAAGUCCGGCAGCUAUGAAGAGUAUAAAGAGUGUGAAGAAGCUGACGAAGAUGACGGAGAAAGUGGCGAAUGGAAUACUUUCUGGGGUUGUGAAAGUGUCUGGAUUCUUUACAAGUUCUAUAGUGAACUCUAAAGUGGGGAAGAAAUUCUUCAGUCUUCUUCCUGGGGAAAUUGUUCUUGCUUCAUUGGAUGGAUUCAACAAGGUUUGCGAUGCAGUUGAAGUGGCAGGAAAGAAUGUGAUGUCAACUACAUCCGUUGUGACUACAGGACUUGUUUCAGAAAGAUAUGGAGAUGAAGCAGGGAAAGCAACAAAUGAUGGGCUUGGUGCAGCAGGGCAUGCAAUUGGAACAGCAUGGGCCGUGUUGAAGAUCAGAAAGGCUUUAAACCCAAAAAGUGCUUUCAAGCCAACUACUCUUGUAAAAGCAGCUGCUGCCCAUUCUAAUUCCUCUAGGCCUACCGCUAAAUAAAUUCUCUCCUUCUCUAUGUAUUCUUAGAUUCUUUUUUUCCCUUCCCUUGUAAUAUAUUGUCCCAUAUUUUAUGUGGUCUGAUGGAAUUUGUGAUGCCCAAUUUUCUCUAGUGGGUUUGGGUUUCUCUUGUACUGUAUUUUUGUGUAUCAUAUGAUUGAGCAGCUGCAUGUGAUAUCUGCAUUUAUUUGUUUUGUUU
This is a messenger RNA of Benincasa hispida (wax gourd), 1617 nucleotides long. Its product is annotated as protein EARLY-RESPONSIVE TO DEHYDRATION 7, chloroplastic-like. Gene Ontology annotation, cellular component: plasma membrane. The record is from RefSeq and is a predicted model, not a curated record. NCBI's taxonomy places the organism in Eukaryota, Viridiplantae, Streptophyta, Magnoliopsida, Cucurbitales, Cucurbitaceae.